GGAGUUGCGGAAACUGUUAGAGUAGGACCAAUGAUUAUUGAUUCUACACCAGUUGUUUUUGUUAAAGAACUAGACUUGGUUAUUGAAAAUGGAAAUAUUUAUAUUGGAUGGCAAAAUGAUACAUUCAUUGAUCAGGAAGAGAUAGAUCCAGUGAAAUCUAUUCUGUUUCGAAUAGGUAAGGGAUCUAAAUUCGUCACCCCUUUUCUGCAGCAUUAUAGUAAAAAUGAUUGUCCACGAUCUAACAUGGCUGACUGCAUUAUAUACCCUAUUCAACGUCUUCAUCUCUCAAAAACUGAGAACUCGGCCGAGUAUUUGGUAGAAGUAAUAGUUACUAACAAAGCAGGUCACAUUGCGAGUGCAAAGUCAAAGACAUUUCGGAUUCCCUCUCAAAUUCCUCCCGGACCGGGUAUUGUUAUUGAUACUGAUUCUUCAGAGUUUUCCGAUCUGGAUUAUCUACUGUAUCCAUCUAAACUGUGUGUAAAAUGGAAGGGAUUUGAACACCAUGAAAAUAUCACGUUUGAAGUUGGAAUCGGAACGAGAAAGGGUAAAGAUGAUGUUAUUCGUUAUACACAAUCGUCUUCAAAAGAAAACCAUUGUUUCGACACAAAUGUCCUCGAACCUUUUGUGAAGUAUUAUUCUCUCGUAAAAGCCAGUUCCUACGGAGGAGACACCACUGUUUCUUCUGAUGGAGUAACAUUUAUUGAUGAGAAAAAUUUAACAUCAAGCAUUCAAGUAUAUGAUGGUAAAGGAUGUCCUAAAGACACUUCCAAAAAUAUCAUUUUAAUUAAGGUAGACUCUAUGAAAGGAUUUGAAGUGACAUUCAAUGAAACAUUGAAAAUUGGUAAAAUAUAUUCAUUUGUUUUCAACAUAUCAACUAUUUCAAUUAACUCCUCAGACGCGAUGGUAUUGAAAACAAUCACAGAACUCCACCGCAAAAUUGUUAUUAUCAUGGCAAAAUCAAAGUCUCUUAAAUUUUCCACAAAAUCGGAGACUGCAUUUGAAAUCAGUUUUUACCAAUGUAAUUUGGACAAAGACUUCACGGAUCAAACAGAUGGUGUCAUGCUACAUUGGGCAAUGAGACGGGAUGAUAUAAUUCAACCUACGAGUUAUAUUGUAAAGCUUCAGAGAAAAAAUCGAGGGUCUGAGAGUAAUCUUAUUUCGAUGAGAGAACAGUAUAGUAAGGUUACUUCUGCUUCGUUUGAAAACGUUAAAUUAACCGAGGAAACCACUUACUUUGUAGAAGUCUCCCCGUGCUUUGGUCAUGUCUGCCUAAAUUUCACUCCCUCGGAUGGGUUUGUGGUUUGCAAAGAAAAUUUACAAAUAGAAUUUAAAGAAGCCACACUAAAUUUUUCUGGUAAACACAAAAUUCUAACUGCAAGCUGGGAAAAACCAAUCAUAAAGGAACAAAAAAUACAACUUGAAAGAUGGACACUUUCUUUGGACGCGAUGGCAAGAGACCUCCUCUUAAAUUGGACCUUCGUUUUAAAUGGGGAAGAGGUAAAUCAAGAACUCGAUAAUUUUAUACCCAUAGAGAGAAUUUAUUUCUGUCUUCAAAUUUGGACAGAAGAUGAAAACUGGUUUCUUCAGUGUACUUCUGUGACUGUGAUGAACAAUCCUGUUGUAAAUAAUCUUAAUGUUUUAGACGUGGAUCUUAAUACAAUUAAUAGAAGCUUGGCUGAUUUAAUUUCUCGGGUAUCGUUCAGUAAGAAUUUAGGGAAGCUACGGCACACAAUCCAAGAUCUUGAAAUUGAUUAUUGUACACCUGAUGCCAAGAUGUCGGUUCUCGUGCUGGGGCAUGACGAAGAAGAUUUGGACGCAUUCCUUAUGACGUCACCAAACACGCCGGAGUCUGUAGUUGAGUGUAGCAAACGGUUAGACUGUCUGUCAGCAGCGGAUGUCAACAAAGGAAUAGCAAAGUUCACAAACAUACCACUAACUCAUGGAACAAUUUUGUUUUCUUGUAUUCGGGGCAAGAAUGACUCGUAUGGCUGUAGCGAUGGUUUUUUUGUGGAUUCCACGCCACCUCGAGGUGGCCAAGUAACCAUAGAAGAUCAUCAUGGAUUUGUCACCUCCCUUUCAGAUUUAACACUGAUUAUUGAACCAUUUAUUGAGGAUGCCAAACCUACAGGGGAGGACACUCUUUCUCCUAUAAGCUAUUACGAAUAUGGAAUUGGUACAGUGGCAAGAGUUGAUGAUGUACUGGUCUGGCAGAAGACGGCAACACAUGGACCAAUGCGAAUCCGUGAACUUAGUCUUUAUCAAGGAGAGUCCUAUUACCUCAGUGUUUCUGCUACAAACAGGGCAGGACUAAAAAGCGCGUACGUCGUAACCCAGUUCACAGUGGACAUUUCUCCUCCCGAUGCUGGUAAACUUUAUGUAGGUGAUGUCAUGCAGGACUACUACAUAUCGAAUCAUCCUAUAAUGGUCCACUGGCGAGGAUUUGCAGAUGAUGAAAGUAACAUUAUGGAAUUCGAGUGUGGUCUCGUAUCCCACAAUGGGGAAAUCAUCGUACCACUCACUCAUGCAGAUGGCGAUUCAAUGAUUUUUGAUAAUGUUAAAAACCUGGUAGAUGGUCACUCAUACAGAGCAGUCUUAAAGAUAACUAAUCAUGCUCUCCUGUCUUCGAUUGUGUAUUCUCAUAAUUUUACCGUGGAUGUCUCUCCAAUUCAUCCAGGAACAGUUUUUGACGGCUUUGAAAUAAAUACGGACGAAGAUUACCAGACAAGUAUGGAUGUCGUUUGUGCCAGUUGGAACGGAUUCAGUGAUCCUCACUCAGACAUCGUAGCUUACCAGACGGGUCUUGGUACAAACCCAACUUUUCCUAAUGUAGAGCCACUUAGAGAUGUCAGUCUCCGUCAAGAUUACUGUUGGAAAAUUAGUUUGACACCUGGACAGAAGUACUUCACGUUCAUUAAGGCCUGUAAUAGAGCUAUGCUUUGUUCCACAUCGGUUUCAGAUGGUAUAGUUGCGGACAAUUCUCCACCUGUUGCUGGGAUAGUCUACAUAAAAGGUGUUUCAGGACGCAUGGCAUAUUUGCAUGAUAGAACGUCAAUAACGGCAUCUUGGGUAGGAUUCCAAGAUCCACACUCAUCUGUUGAACACUUCGAAUGGUGUAUAGGAACGACGAAAGAAAUUUGUGACAUAUUACCUUUGAGAAAUUCUUUCCUAUCCAAUGAUGUAUAUCUUCCAUCUCUGUGGCUUCCUUUAAGAACUGAUUUAUUUGUAUCCGUAAUGGCGUACAAUAAUGUGAAUCUCACUACCAACAUUAGUUCUCAUGCAUUUAGAGUAGACGACACACCGCCCAAAGUCAUAUCACAGCCAAAAAUCCACACCUUCAAAAGUCCAUUAACUGAAGCAACACAAAUUCAAUAUGAUAAUUCUAUUCUCAGAUUAUCCUGGCUCUUUGGUGAUGAGGAAAGUCGCAUUUCUCACUAUUCUAUUUCUCUAAAAAGUCAUCAUAACAAAAGGGUACCUUAUGAGGGAGUCAUUCACGACAACGUGAACACAAUUAUUAUCCCCUUUAAUGCCACCAAUCGCCUGUUAAAUGGAGACAGAUACUCUGCGGUUGUGGCGGCUUGUAACCAGGCAGGCCUGUGUACAGUCAGUGAAAGCGAACCAAUUCUCAUCGAUUCAAGCCCGCCCCAUUUGGGCGGUUUUACAUCGGAACACUUCUGGCAGGUUUCUACCGACCAGACUAAUCAGACUAGUGCCACUAUUUCUUGGUUUGGUUUUCUAGAUGUUGAGUCAGACAUAGCUUUCUUCAAACUUUCUGUUGGAAAAACAUACAAUGGAGGCGAAUUUACUAAUGGAUUCCUACAAAUAUUAGGAAAUCAGACAUCAGCCACAAUUACUCUUUAUGGUUUCAAACCUAAUGCUCAUAAUGAAAUAAUUUUGUCCAUUUAUGCAAUAAAUUAUGCAGGAUUGAAAAGUAAAACUGCAAAGGCCACAGUGAUUACUUCGAUGUCUGACAAAUCUGGAUUGAAAGGGCGAUUUCUAACUCAGAGGUAUUCCUGUAAAACGUCCUUUUGUAACAAUGAUUGUACCUGCGGGGUAGUUGGUUUGCAGUGUGUGUUUAAUGGCAAAAAUACUUGCAGGAAAGUAAAUCACACAAACACCGAGGUUUUUAUAGGUUCCUCAAAUUUUUCGGACAAUUUCAUUCAAUCAUCUACUUCCUGCAUUGCUGGUUCCUGGAGAUCAAACUCAAGCAAUAUCAUAAGAUACGAGUGGACAGUGGGACUGGCUAACGAAUCUCCAGGGCAAGGAAUAUUUGACCUUCAAAAGGAAAAUCCAUGGAGAGAUAAUGAUUUGGAAACCACCAUUCUAUUUUGCUUACCCGCACACAAGACUUUAAUAAACAAACAAAAGUAUAUUCUUAAUGUUAGAGCUUGGAUCUCACAGGAUGAGUAUGGUAUCUUCGAAAGCAAAAGCAUAACAAUUAAAGAUACCCCAUCUAGAGUCAGAAAAGGAAAAUUUAUUUCUGAAUCCAGAAAUGAGGCAUGUGGAGUAGACCUCGAGUUUGCCGAAAGCCAGUGGAAAAUAUGUGCCUGCUGGAAAAAUGUGUUUAGUGAUGCUGAUCGAUUAGUGUACAGUUUCAGCGUCGGAACCUCUCCAAAACUGGACGAUGUAAUCGAGCCAACCAACCUUGACAAUCACACAGAAUAUUGUCCUUCCCUAUCGCUAGUUCCCGGUUUGCGAUACUUUUUUACAGUAAAAGCUGUUAAUAAUAUUGGACUUUAUACCACUUUAUCGUCCGAUGGAUUUCUUGUUGAUGACAGUUUACCAACCUCUGGCGUGGUAUUCAACUCACUCUCACAGGAAAACAAACCAUUCUUCUCAAGUAAAACUCCUACUGGGGCAUCUUGGAUUGGUUUUACCGACACGGAGUCCUUCGUAAGAAACUUUUCAUUCGGGACCCAAAUCUUUGAAAAUGGUUCGUUCCAUCUCUUAGCGUUAACGUCCGCAAAUUUCUCUGCAACAGCUACAUCACCCAUUUUAAAAGAUAGCUCGACAUACAGGUAUUCUGUACAAGCCAGUGAUGCAGCAGGACAUGAGAGUAUUUUAGCGUUUUCCCCUUCAUUUACUGUAGACAACACUGAACCGAGUAGUUUUCAAUGUAAAGAUGAAAGCUUGAUUCGACAAAAACUUUUGCGUUCAGAGAAAACAUCUUUUAAUAUUUCAGUUCAACAAGGACUCUUUUAUAAGUUUUAUAUUUAUGAUACAGAGGCUUCCUGGGACACUGAAAUUGUCCUGAGAUUUGAAGAUGAAAUUAUGCGCCUUCCUGUGAAAAUGAAUGUUAAUGGAUCUGCCAAUAUCCAUCACGCCAUACUGGCAACAACGUCUGGAAUAAAAACCAUUUCGGUCGUACAACAACAGAUACCUAUUCAUAAACUAAACAUUAGCAUCUAUCAAUGUCAUCCUGAUGCAUUUACUUCAAAACGUGUGAUAGAAUUCACACAGCUUUCACCAGACAUGUUGCAAGCAUGUGUCAAAGCUAUGGAUCCUGAAAGUGGAAUACAAAGAUUUGAGCUUGGCAUUGGAACAACUGAAAAUGGAACCCAGAUAAAACCUCUAGCUGAUAUUGGGAGAAAACAUCAUUUUUCGAUGCACUUCUCUCUUCCCCAUGGUUCUCCAAUAUUUUUGCAUGUUGUUGCUGAAAACGCCGCCAAAUUACAAAACUUUUUUACAUCGAACAAAAGUAUUGCCGACCACACACCACCCUAUAUAGUGAUUCUUUCGGAAAAACUGGAAUAUCAAGAGGUUGACAACAGCACUCUGAUUAAAAUGAUCCUACAAUUCCGAUCGGAAGACAUCGAAAGUGGAGUCAAAUUCUGUAAAGCUUGCAUCAAGAGCAUACAAGGAGCCGUUAUUUAUCCCUGCGAGACUACGGCAAGUCCCUUUGUGUCAAACUACAUUAAUGCCACACACGGAACGAAACUCGUACCUGAGGUGGUCUGUGUCAACGCAUUAGAACUACAAACAACACUGCAAGGAGGAAUCAAUAUCGUUUCCAUUAAGAAACCGUCACUUGAGAACGCAAGGGUCGAAUUCGUGGUCCCUGAUCCAUAUUUUCGAAUAGAGGGUGAUCCAGUCCAAAGUGAUACAACCGGAAUACAAUUCCGGUGGUUCGGCUUUGAAGAUGACUCUGAAAUAAUCUCCUAUGAUGUCAAGCUUCAGAAGGGUUCAAGUAUCAUUCAAAACUGGGUCAAUGUUGGCAGACAUGACUAUGCUUCUUUCAGUAACCUUGUACUCCGAGAUGCAGAAAUUUACACAGUCUUUAUCCGGGCAAGGAACAGUGGUGGAUGGAUAAGUCCUGCUCUAAAUGCUUCUGUUAGAAUCGAUGUGCAGCGACCUGUCCUAACAGGUUUUCCCGCCAUAUUACAUUCACUGAAUAAAGACGGAUUGUACAGACUUGACUGGAGCCGUGUGUUCGUUUAUAACGAACGUCAUCCUACUAGAUAUGACGUCAGCGUUGGGACUUCUGCUGGAGCUAGUGAUAUUCUGCGCCAAGAUGGCUUAGUGGACACCACCUACGAUCUAGACGACAUGGAGCACAUAAGUGUGGUAUACGUCGUUGUGAGAGCCUCGUUUCCAACUCUAACAUCUAAAGUAUACGCUGGAAGAAUUGUUUUACAAUAAUUUGUGUGAUUAUAUUUCAGACGUGAAAUAUACAAUUGAUAUAUAAUCAGAUUUGAGGACUUCUUCUUUAUUUCUCUGACUUUUACUGAAAUGCUAGUACAAAUUGAUUUUUUGUUUGUUUUACCCAUUUUGCAUUUUAAAUACUUGUAUUCUGCA
Molecule: messenger RNA, 6792 nt
Organism: Saccostrea cuccullata (small rock oyster)
Lineage: Eukaryota; Metazoa; Mollusca; Bivalvia; Ostreida; Ostreidae
Exons: 12
Coding region: 31-6636 (2201 amino acids)
Molecular function (GO): protein binding
Source: RefSeq, a predicted model, not a curated record